AAAUAUCUGUUUGCUUUGCAGAUAAACCAAAUGCCAGUCCAGCACGCGACUCUCCUGAAAAGCACCGUCUCGAGAGCUUCUUGGUACGAGCGUGAACGGCGAAAGGACGAUGUUAUCGUAUAUGCUGCCAACGGAGGACAAGCCACCACCGGGAGACUCGAGUCAAGGCAACUUUCGUGCUAGCAAGUUGCAGAAGAGUCCGAAGGAACGUUCGUUCGCCUCGAGGCCACCUGGCAACGUAAUCACUGUUUCACCGAAAAAGUACACCGACACGGCCAAAACCAUGAUCGUCUCGAAAAUCGACGAGCAUGGCGGUGAUCAGCGGGUGCAGAACGAACAGCAGCAGCAACAGCCGCUGACGAACGAAAGCCCGAAGCAUAACGGGACCGUGGUGAAAAAAUCAACUUUGCACGCGUCGAAGGUUGCUAAAGAUGACAGCCUGUACAGCAUCAACAGCGAGGCCAGCACGGUCGGCAGCGAUCGGAAGAAUAAAAUCUUCAACGGAGCGAAGCACACUAGUCUAAAGAGAGUUUCCUUUGGUUCGAGCAAAGGAUCCAUGGUAGAGACUCUGGUAUACGAGACACCUGUUCAAGAGGAGCCGGAGAUCAAUCGUUUCUUGGACCACAACGGACGCGUACCCUCCUUAAUUGCUCCUGUACCUGAUACCGACGAAGGUAGGGAAAUGGUACGCGUCUCUUUGCUAGGUCCACAACCUUCACCGACAACGCCCGGCGUAUUUCAGGUGCAGCCUAUCGCGAUAUCGAGGAUUCAACCCAUCGACAUGGACCCUGUUGGAGCAGAACUCCUGACCACGCACACCGAACACACGGACCCUGCUUAUCACACGCAAAUCAGCACGGACAGUGGUUGGGAUAAUCCGUUCAGACCCGACGGCGACCUUUCGAGGGAAGCUGACGAGAUAGUGGAAUUGAUAAAAGGUGGCAAACCUAUCACACCGACCCCUGGACAGACAGCUCCGCCGUUGCCAGGAUGCGACACGGUUACCAGCAACGCGCAGACAACCCUCGAUCACGAUUCGAGUUCCAGCCCUUUGCUGAAGUCGUCCGCGAACUCGACGAAUCGACACGCAAACUCGUCGCCGAAACCUGGCCAAGAAAACGGAAACGCUCAUAGCACUCCGAUAAAAGGUGCAACCGCUAAUAGCCAGCAACCUGUCAACGAAAAGGUUGCCCCAUCGUCGAGAGCAGCUAUGGUGAAGGUGGCUAGAAUGACGGCACAGGGACCAGGCGACGUUUCGCAGGUCGAACACGUCACCCUGAAGAAGAAGCCUAAAUGUAAAUGUUGUGUUCUGCAGUAAUAGACGAAAGCUUCUCUAAACUCUAUCGCACGGAAUGUCCCAACCAACUCGGCCCGACGAUUCUCCGUCGUUGAAGAUGCAUCGCGACUUCUUCGUCAACGAUCGUAUCCGUCGGUUCGCCUUUCUUAAUUCUUGCUUAACACGACGACGAGUGUUGCGUGGAAAACGCAAUGCCUCCUAUUCCUAACCCUGUGAAGUAACGACGAGAAAAUUGCGUUUUCUGUUUCGGAUACGCGACUUUGCGAGAGAAGAAUACCGAAGCGAAGUAAUUUCUACAAAUUACUGGGACGAAUCGUCUCGAGCAAGAAUCGACGCAGCGGUGAAGGAGGAUACCUGAUCAUGCGUAAAAAACAAAGCACCGAGCCUCUUGAUAGCCUUUCAGAGACAGUGAAGGAGUGUCUAUAAAGUAAACACAGACUAUAUAAAAAGGAGAGAAUAAGAAACAAAAAUAUAUAUAUAUACAUAAAUAUACAUAAAACUCUAUAUUGUAGAUACAGAAAUGGUAGUUGUAUAGCUUAUAAUGCUUUUACUAUUGUGGUUAAUUACUGUCAAAAUUACCGUGAUUUCAAGAAUGACCGAUAACGCGAGCGUGAAAGUCCGCAGCGAGUUGCAUAGAAGAGUUACGUUCAAAUGUUUAUCAAAAGAUAACGGGGCAAAUGGGAAGGAGGGAAUGCUACUAAACUUCGUUGGACAUCGAUCUCUAUAUAAUACCGAUAGAUUCAUAGACUCUCGUUUUUACUAAAACUCAAAUCUCUAUAGGCAACUUUUACGAAAUUUUUUAACGUUAAAAAGAAGAAAGAGGGGAGAGUACGCGCGAAUCGUACGACGCGGGACUCUAUAGAAAACAGAAACCUCGAGUUUCCGUAUUUUUUCGACAAACCAGAGUACUAAUUAUUGUCCGUUCGAUCGCUUUUUAUCGUGGCACACAGAUCUCUUUUUCUCUUUCGUCGCUUGUUAUUUUCUACACCUCGCAUCGAAAUGAACGCAAAAGAAGAAGAAGAUAACGAUGACGUGUAAAUUAGGCGAGCUGGCGCUCGACAGUCCAACCGCGUGGGUAACUAUUCAGGAUCGUCGUACGAGAUUGUGUAAAUAUCGUGAUAUUUUUUGAAUUGUACGCGUGUGAUUAACGGCGAUCCGAGCUGUUCAAACGUGAAGAAAAAAAAUGAAUCAAGAGACGCUUUUUCUCUGCGCUCUACGUGAAAACGACUUCUCGAUUGCUGCAAUGGCACAAACAAACCCGUCGAGGAGAAGAAGAACAGUGCUUGUAAAUGUUGGCGCACGAACGAUGAAUUUUUAAGGAUAUAUUUUUAAUUUGAUUACUAGACUUACGGAUGUUUAUGUAUUUAUGAUGUAUCGAGAAAUCUAUACAAAAAUAUAUUCAAAGUACGCGUACGUAUAAGGGAAGAAAAUGUGCAAAAUUGGAGAAAUAAAAUGAUCAAAUUCUUUUGUAACGAAGUUAACGUAAAAAGAAACCCUUGCUUAUGCUUAUUUAUGUACCCGUUAUGUAAUUCGGAAAAGAAAUCAAAUCAGAUUUUCAGAUUCUGUAUAAUUAUUAAUAACGUCAUUUUGGACUUUAGUGUGACGGUAGAAAAGACAUGGAACGUGUUAAAAAAUAUGGAGCUACAUAUUUCCAUAGACAUCCGCAGUCUACCAGUGAUCGCGUUUGCACGUACGACAAUUAUUGUUUAUUGCUUCUCUGUCGAACGCGUUUUUUAUUUCAAUACGUCCUUUUCGCAGCUUGAUCGAUUUUUAUUCUAUUUAACCGUGUAUCAUAUACGUCGAAAUGUAAGACGUACGUUUAAAUAAAUGCGACUAAACGCGCCUGUUCACGAUAAAGUGAUUUAUGACGUAUAUUUGCAGUCAUUGUUGAUGUUCGUCGAUAAGCGAAACCGUUGAUCGGUUCCGCUCGUAAUUAACUAUUGUAAGAAAGUUUCGAGUAUCGUAUUUGUCUCCUUUCUUCGCUGCAGUGAAAUUCAAAAUCUGGGAUUGGGUGUGAGCGAAGACUGGAGGGAAAGAGGAAUAUCGCGAGUUUGUUGUAAAUGCAUGAGCGACUGAGCGUUUGCCUGCGCGAGUGCCUGUAUUAUUUUUUAAUACACAUAUCCGCGUAUUUUCCUAGAUCGCCGGGGCAAGAAACACAGAUAUUUAUGAAAUUAUGCUGGAUAAUAGUUGGGGUGACGGAUGCGUUUGAAUUGUUAAAAGAGCGAGAGCGAGUGUGAGAUUGAAAAGGGGAGAGAAAGAGAAGGAGGAGGCAAACCUUUAUUUUCUUUCAUUGUACGCAGUUGCAAUGUAUGUACGGUACAGAGUGUACUAUAAAGUUGUAAGUAAUAGAAGAUCCUGAAUAAUUUACUCGCGUCCUCGCAAUUUCGGAGCAAGUGGAAGGAGAUGACACGGCAAGGAGAGUGAAUCUGGGAGAAAGGAACUACUUUCGUGCAACGAAAUGUUCUCUUGCAGGUGUAUGUUACAGGUUUACACGCUCGCGUAUAUGCACGUAAAACACCCACAUGUAUACUGUGCGUAGAGAGCAGAGAAAACAAAAUAUGAUCCUUUUGAAAAUUC
Messenger RNA from Megachile rotundata (alfalfa leafcutting bee), 3874 nucleotides. RefSeq lists its product as uncharacterized. The record is from RefSeq and is a predicted model, not a curated record. Lineage: Eukaryota; Metazoa; Arthropoda; Insecta; Hymenoptera; Megachilidae.